AUGGUCGAUAUAACAUCACCGCCAUUCUUAGAAUUACUUCACAUUAUAAGUGGAAUGGAGCGAUUCACGUACUACACUGAAAUGGUUCACAGCAACGCCAUUUUAAAGCAUGAGCCACAUCUCGAACGCUUCAUUGGGAAGCCUAGAGGUAAUGUCGUAGUUCAGCUGGGUGGCAGUGAUCCAAAAAACAUGGCCCUGGCCACCAAGAUCUUACAGGAUCAAGGUUAUGCUGAAGUGAAUAUCAACAAUGGAUGCCCUAGCCCGAACGUACAACAUGGUUCAUUUGGAGCUGUUCUUAUGAAGACACCUACGAUAAUGAAUGAUAUGUUUAAUGAAAUGCACAAGGCGAACGUCACUAUUCCCGUCACUGUAAAGUGUAGAAUCGGUGUUGACGACCAGGAGGACUUGGCUUUCCUUGUGGAUUAUGUCAAGACUUUGAUUUCAAACAACAAAAAACCGCCUAUUCACUUUAUUGUACACGCAAGAAAAUGUAUUCUGAAAGGACUAACACCAAAGCAAAACCGAAGUAUUCCACCUCUCAACUAUGAACGUGUCUAUGAAUUAGCAAAAAUUUUCCCGGAUUUGAUAAUCACAAUUAAUGGAGGCUUUACGACGACUCAUGACAUACAAAACGCCCUUCAACUUGUCGAUGGUUGUAUGAUAGGCCGAAAAGUAAUGAAUGAUCCUCUGUUUUUACAAGAAAUUGAACAAUCGAUAUACAGAAAACACAAGAUCAAACCAACUGAAGAGAUUAUCAAUGAAUACCUCAACUAUGCUGAAAAUCUCUACUUUUUGUCUGAACAGCAAACUACUGAAUAUGGACUGCCGCCCUUAUCACUAUUGCUGAAACCACUCAUGUCUAUUUACAAAGGCAAAAAAGGCCGAAUAUUUCGUCAACAUUUGCAACAACUAUUAUCCGCUACCACAAAAGCUUCUAUAGGUGAUUUAAGUUCUAUUGUUUUACAAUCCAUAAGUCAUACAAAUACGGUCAUGAAUAUGCAGCAGUCAUUAUCACGGCCGUCAAGUGUCCAAAGUACGUCAAUAAAGCUGGAAAGAGGUGUAACAAUUUAA
Molecule: messenger RNA, 1071 nt
Organism: Mycotypha africana
Lineage: Eukaryota; Fungi; Mucoromycota; Mucoromycetes; Mucorales; Mycotyphaceae
Product: dihydrouridine synthase-domain-containing protein
Exons: 3
Coding region: 1-1071 (356 amino acids)
Biological process (GO): tRNA dihydrouridine synthesis
Molecular function (GO): tRNA dihydrouridine synthase activity; flavin adenine dinucleotide binding
Source: RefSeq, a predicted model, not a curated record